CCUUUCCAAGCUACGCCAUGAGCCCAUGCGGACGUGGCGACCACUGACAUCUGGGAGGUGCCUUCGGGUCUCCAUUCUGGUGCUCAGUGCCACAUGCAUUGCCAGCGUGCUGUCACGGAUUCUGUGGCGAAAGCCCUGCUGCUUUCAUGGGACCUUGGGACUGUGUUCCUGGAUGAUGGAAGGUGCAGGCCUUCUACAGCUUCUGGCGGCGCGCGAGGAACUGAGAUGUCAAUAUGCUGGCAGCUGCUAUGCUCGCCGCCGCAGUGGCCUCGCGAUGGCCUUGCUGCUGCAUUCGCUGUGCGUCAUGCUCUUCUAUAGCGACCAAGCCUUCAGCCGCACCAUGCUGUUAGUGGCAGAGCUAUUGGUGUUGACCUGCAGCUACCAGGACCUCACCUUCGCCGGGGCCUGCCCCGAGCUGGGCGAGUAUGUGGUGCGCGCUGGUGCUGGGGCAGGAAUCGCUUGGGCCUGCAUCGCCUUGUGCUUCGAGGCGCAGCACUUUGCCAAGCAGGCGAGUGGCAGUUGGUUCCUGCCGCUGUUGCCCUUGGCGGUGGUACGGGGUUUGGCGCUGGCUGCAGGGCUGGCAGUCUUCACCAAAUACGACUGGGCCUUCGCCACCUUAAUGUCCAUGGGACUCUUCGAGAUGUCGCAGGUGGCCACGCUGGAAGGCGACGCCACCUUCGCGCGUCUCUGCCGCCUCUGCUCCGCCCUCUGUGCGUUGGGUGCGCUGCUGGCGCUGCGCUGCACCUGGCGACAGCUGAAACGCGCCAACCGGCGGCGGGACGCUCCGUGA
Messenger RNA from Cladocopium goreaui, 790 nucleotides. NCBI's taxonomy places the organism in Eukaryota, Dinophyceae, Suessiales, Symbiodiniaceae. The record is from the annotation of a GenBank genome assembly.